Acanthamoeba castellanii str. Neff is the source of this 1173-nucleotide messenger RNA. RefSeq lists its product as uncharacterized. Bases 1 to 1173 code for a protein of 390 amino acids. NCBI's taxonomy places the organism in Eukaryota, Discosea, Longamoebia, Acanthamoebidae. The record is from RefSeq and is a predicted model, not a curated record. The transcript is spliced from 4 exons.
AUGCACGAGUCUCACGGCCUGUGCAUUCUGAACUUGAGCAAGAUCAAGCAGUCGCUCUUGUUCGCAGAGAUUUGGAAAUGGAGCAGCAAGUAUGACCACUUUGGCUUGCUCCUCAAUACUCUCAAGGUCCACCUGGGCUACACACUCUACACCAACUACGAGGUCUCCAAGCUCAACUUGGCUUUUCUUGACUCCUAUCGCUUUAAAGUGGAGUCAGAGAGCGAUAUGACCAUUGAAGAAUGGAAGCUCAGGCUCAUGGACGCUUUUCGCGAGGGUAAAAAACUUGAAGAAGUUGAGAAACUGGCUGGCGAGCAGAGUUACCUCUUUUCGCUCCCAUGCCUGUCUGCGAUGAAGGAUAUGGCCGGGUUCCAGUCUCUGCGUUCCUCUCUUCAAAGCUACUCGCGCUUCUUUGUAUCAUCGUGGCCCAGCAUUCAGAGCCCGGUUCUCCUGGUCAAUUUCUUCACCAAGGGUUCAGAGAGCUUCAGCUUGGACCACAUCUUUCCAAUUCUUGAGGCGAUUGACAGCCACGCAACAGUUUCCCUUGAGGUGCAAAGGCUGCGCAGUGCCUUCACCCAGGCGAUGGACCAGGAUGCUGUUGUGGGUUGCACUGCCUCCCUUCACUCACUGGCUACCUUUCUCUUCAAGACACUCCUCUUCCCCGAGGAGAGCCCUUGGAAUGUGAAGUGCCAACCCAACUGGUACCAGGAGUGCCUUGCUUCCAAGCACAGCCUCAUCAACAUUGCCCCUUGGAAACUCGUUAGAGGCCCAUCGGACACACUUGCUGAGCUCAAAGGGUUUGUCGACACCCAGGAGAAGAUUGGGCUAGCGUUUUCGGAAGUGGCCGAGGGAUACGCCACCCUGACCUCGUUUGCUGCCAAGGUGACCGCUAGGGGGGAGGCCAGCGACCGCAACCACUUCUACCUGGUGCUGUUAGGCUCCAUGCUCAUGACCAGUUCUCAGGUUCCCGAGCUUGAGGUGGAUGGCCUAUGGUUCGAGAUAACGCCAAGAUCUAUCCAGUUGUGCGUGGUGGAGGCAAAGUCGGGCCAAGCAACGGGAGACGUGGACAGGAAGAUCGGCCAGUUCUCCGCGGCUUUCCCGGACACGAAAGAACUGUGGGCUCCAAAGCAACAGCACCAGCUGGUUUCCUGGACUCACCUGACAAGGCCCUUCUAA